Molecule: messenger RNA, 1667 nt
Organism: Colius striatus (speckled mousebird)
Lineage: Eukaryota; Metazoa; Chordata; Aves; Coliiformes; Coliidae
Gene: VSIR
Product: V-set immunoregulatory receptor
Exons: 7
Coding region: 66-986 (306 amino acids)
Biological process (GO): negative regulation of CD4-positive, alpha-beta T cell proliferation; positive regulation of regulatory T cell differentiation; regulation of immune response
Cellular component (GO): plasma membrane
Source: RefSeq, a predicted model, not a curated record
CGCAGGAGGGCACGGCGCCGCACAGCCCGGCGCUGCCCCGCACGGCCCGGCGCUGCCCCGCCGCCAUGGCCCCCCGGCCCGGGCUGCUGCUGGCCGCGCUCUGCCUCCUCGCUUCUCACGGAGGACCAACGGCUUUCCUGAUCACCACCCCCUACUCGCUCUGCAUCUGCCCUGAGGGCCAGAACGUCACCCUGACCUGCCGGGUCAGCGGGCCCCUCGCCGACCGCCAUGACCUGCUCUACAAAACCUGGUACUUCAGCAGCAACGGUGACCAGAGCUGCUCUGAGAAGAAACACGUCCGCAACGUCACCGAGAAGGAGCUGCACCACGACCUGGGCAGGCACCAUGAGCUGCCGGGCAAUGGCACCCAAAAAUCUGCCCUCGGGGGGCAAGCCGGUCAUCAUGGCGUGGAGUUUGUCCCCGACCACCACGGUGCCUUUCACAUCGUAGUGAUGAACCUGACACUGCAGGACAGCGGGAAUUACUGCUGCUACGCCGUGGAGGCCCGGAGGGAGCACAGCAAGCCCCGCACCCUGCAAGUCGCUCACGGCUUUGUGGAGCUGCAGAUCCAGCAAGGCCAAGGGGGGCUUCAAAACUGCACGUUCCAUACUGCUGCCAGCAAAGAUAUCACAGCCGCUGCACUGGCAACAGGCGCCUGCAUUGUGGGCAUUCUCUGCUUGCCCCUCAUCUUGCUCCUGAUUUACAAGCAGAGACAAGCUGUCAGCAACAGACGUGCCCACGAGCUUGUCAGGAUGGAGAGCAGCGCCCAGGGCAUUGAAAACCCCGUCUUCGAGGCGGUCCCGUCGGCGAGUGCAGAGCAGCGACCGCGGCCCCAGCUCUCCUACAUGGCCAGCCGGCAGCCCUCGGAGUCUGGCCGGUGCCUGCUCUCCGAGCCCAGCACCCCCCUGUCCCCCCCCGGCCCUGGGGACUGCUUCUUCCCAACGCUGGAUCCUGUUCCCGACUCGCCAAGUUCCUUGACAGCCUAAAGACCCCGGAGGAAAGCACAUCCCCCAUCCACCCAGCUCAGAGCCCUGCAAGGGUGACGCGGCCAUGGGCAGCAAAGUCUUAACAAAUGGAGCUGAGUGCAGGAGCCCUGCCCUUGUGUCCUGUCCUGACUCUGUCCCGGGGCUGGAAGUGAACCUCUCUUGCAUGGAUUUUGGGUUUUAACUGCCUGUUUCUCUGGAGAAGAGCAAAGCUCUGUACUGCUCAUGUUGUAUGGACCAGCUGAAAACUGGGGAUGCAGGGAAGGAAGGAUGAUCUGCACCUGCACACCUCCCCAAGGAUUUAUUUAACUUAUUGCCAGGGGCUUCAGCUCUGCAACAUCAACCUGUUUCUGCAUCUUUGACUGAACAUCCUCUCCGGGAGCGGAUGGUAAAGUACUUUAUCCACCGCGAGACAAAACAGGGUCACCAGCCAACCCUGCACUGCCUUUUUCUUUGCAAAACAGGAAGGGGAGAGGGUCCCAGUCACUGGCGGAGCCCUCCUUCCCCACCAGCCUUCUGAGAUGGCCACGGACUUGAGAGGCUGCUGCCUUCUCAGCUGGACAAACAUCGGGAGGAGCCUUAUUUCUGCUGCAGUUUUGUCCUUGGCUUGAGGACAGGGGAAUUUUUCUUUCUGUUUUUUUUCAAUAUCAGUGCUGAUUAAAAGGAAAAAAAGGAUGUUUAUGA